This is a messenger RNA of Puccinia graminis f. sp. tritici CRL 75-36-700-3, 1389 nucleotides long. RefSeq lists its product as uncharacterized. The record is from RefSeq and is a predicted model, not a curated record. Bases 1 to 1389 code for a protein of 462 amino acids. The transcript has 5 exons. NCBI's taxonomy places the organism in Eukaryota, Fungi, Basidiomycota, Pucciniomycetes, Pucciniales, Pucciniaceae.
AUGCCUCCUCACUCUGCCGUUCACAUCUUACCACCUCAGUAUCAAGACGGUCGUUUCCAACCAAACACGGCCGAUCGUUCUCAGGAUUCUGGAAUCUCUCAUAACAGUGCCGGUGUCCUUGUCAUAGACAACCUCGAAAAUGCUGCCAACCAAAUUUUGACUCAGCCCAACGCGACUGUUCCAGCUCCACCACCAACUUCCUCCUCUCUAACCCAGCCAUUGUCAAAAAAGAGAAAACUGAUUGCUCAGUCCGAUGAGUCUGCUCUACCCCAAUCGGUCGAAUGUCUCCUCAAGAAGACCUACAACGAACUGGUUGUCUGUGCACAGGAGAACUCAAAGGGAUCAAUGUCCCAAGCUGAUCGCGACUUCUUUCUUAAUUUCUAUGAGGAGCAAAGGCAGCUCCUGGCAAUCAAGGCCAUUGAACGACAGAUCUCUAUGCCCAUGGUUGAUGCAUUCUUGGGAAAGCGACUUGCCCUCAAAGGGCCCAACUGCUGGAACCAGUUCCUUAAGACCCCUGAAGCUCGUGCAAUAUUCAAAGAAGCUGGUGGUGUUGAUGAUGACUCAGCAAUGAAGAAGGUCUCUGAGUUGUGGCACAAGCUCACUCCCGAGGAGAAGAAAUCGUUCGCCAAGCAUGUUGACGAUGGGUUGACCGAUGAGGAACGAGCUCUUGAUGAUGAUCCGUCAGGCGAGUUGGACCUUCCUGUUGAGACUGAUAUCCCAAUUGCAUCAGGACAGGUGGGCAUCAGAGCUACAAGUAUACGCAGCGAGGCAUCAUUCCGGCAGGACUACCAGCACGUACAAGCAUUUGUCAACCAGGUUGUUGAAAAUGCUACUCAUGUCGCUGCAACCUACAAUGCUCAAUUCGUCGUUUUUGCGGUAUCAAACCACCUCGGCCCUAGCACAUAUCAAAUCUCCCAAUGUACCCCAGGCGCCAGGGUCUUCCUCCAGUAUGCGAAGGAUGUUGAUGCCGAACAUCACUAUGCGGCUCGAUUCCAAUCACACAUCACUGGCUACAGUGUUGCACAGAUUGCUGACUUGGCAAAUAAGGUCCCAAAACGUGGGGAGGCUAAAACAGAAGGUGUUAUCAAAAAGUGGCAUUGGACCGAUACCCACGAAAAACUUGCCAAGGCUGGCUUCCGUCUGGUGGUGGCGCCGUCGGCUAGGAUCAACCCCAACUGGAUCACCCAGCCAAGUCGACAGCUCCUGGUUGAUCAAGUGGGAUUGCUUCACUUAGACUUGGACGACAAACAGAUCGAUAUUGUACGUGUUCCAUGGAAGCAAGCUGGAGCAACUGAUCGGUCCAGCCCCAGAAGCUCUCUUGGCAGUACCCCAGAAGGUACUCCACCUCCGGCACACAGCAUCAAUCAUCAACAAGGUACUGAUCAGUAG